Molecule: messenger RNA, 7928 nt
Organism: Lagopus leucura (white-tailed ptarmigan)
Lineage: Eukaryota; Metazoa; Chordata; Aves; Galliformes; Phasianidae
Gene: LARP1B
Product: La ribonucleoprotein 1B
Exons: 19
Coding region: 1-3075 (1024 amino acids)
Biological process (GO): positive regulation of translation; mRNA stabilization
Cellular component (GO): cytosol; cytoplasmic stress granule
Molecular function (GO): RNA cap binding
Source: RefSeq, a predicted model, not a curated record
AUGUCCACCGCGCAGGUGUCCGCCGCGCCCGCCGAGCCCCCGGCCUGGGGCACCGAGGGCCGAGACGGGCCGGCGGAAGGGGCCCGGCAGAGAGAGGCCGGGAAUGAGGCCGCGGAGAGCGGCAGCCGGCGGGAGCCCGAGCCCGACGAGCGGCGGCGGCCGGCGGCGGCGGCCGAAGCCCCUCCGCCCAAGGAGAACCCGUGGACGAAGCGCAGAGCCGCGCAGGAAGGCGCGGCCGACGGGCAGCACGCGCUGUGGGACCCAGAACUAGAGAAUUCCACUAAACAUGUAAAAGCCACGAAAGCCAGGACGAGGAAAUGCAGCAAGGCUGGUGAUUUCGUUGAUAUUGGAGACUGGCCAACACCAAGUGAAACAGCAAACAAUGAAUGCAAGUCUGUAAGUUACAGUAAGAAGCCAACAAAUAGAAAAGAAAAGGAGGAGAAAUUUGAUCAAAAAGGCGAUAAUGGAACCAAGGACAACCUGGAGGCUAACCCAAAUGGUCCAGGAGAUAACAUUAGUGAAGAUGAAGGUCAAACUAACAACCAAAGGAAAAAAGGUAACAAGCAAAAAUGGGUUCCACUUCACUUGGAUGAUGUAAGGUCAGAUAGUCAAGAAAGAUCAAGCUCUCGAAGUAGCUCAAGAUCUCAGCUGGAAACAAGCAAGUUAAUACUUCAUAACAACAGGCGGAAUGACACAAGAAAUUGGCAUCGUGAUAGAGAAAAGAGAGACGAUCACGAUGAAGUGUGCAGUGUGAGAAGUGAGGGUGGCAGUGUUCGAGAAUUCUCCAGAGGCAGAGGAAGAGGCAGAGGCAAAGGAAGAGGACGAAGCAGAGGAAAUCCUAGAAGGAACUUUGACUAUUCAGUUGGUUAUCAAGAACUGUAUGGUGAAAUAACUGACCAAGCAUUUCUACCUGAGCUUAACUCUAGUAUGACGUAUUACUACGAUGAUGGAACAGGAGUGCAGAUGUAUUCUGUGGAUGAAGUUCUUCUGAAAGAAUAUAUAAAACGUCAAAUUGAGUAUUAUUUCAGCACAGAAAACUUGGAAAGAGACUUCUUUAUGAGGAGAAAGAUGGACCAACAAGGAUUUCUGCCUAUUUCAUUGAUUGCUAGCUUCCACAGGGUACAAGCUCUGACUACAAAUGCUACACUCAUUCUGGAGGCCCUAAAGGACAGUUCAGAAGUUGAAACUGUGGAUCAGAGGAUAAGAAGAAGGGUUGAUCCAGAAAAGUGGCCAAUUCCAGGUCCACCUUCCUGUAAUCUGUCAACGACUGACUUUUCUCAGCUCAUCAAUUGUCCAGAAUUCAUACCAGGCCAAGUCUACGGCUCACAUACUGAGUCUGCACCAAGUUCUCCAGGAAUGGGAAGCUUGUUGAGUCUGAAGGAAAACACUGAAACAAAUAAUUUUCAGACAAUAUCUAAAGGGUUGUCUACAAGUUUGCCUGAUUUGGACUCUGAACCAUGGAUAGAAGUGAAGAACAGGCAUCAUGCAUCCACUGUCAGAGUAAAGGAAUGCGUUCCUAUACCUGAUCAAGUAUCAGGCCAACAACAGCCACCCCCACCUCCAGAGGAACAAGAACAAGAAGAACUUGACUUUUUGUUUGAUGAAGAGAUGGAACAAAUUCAGGGUCAUAAGAAUAAAUUCACUGAUUGGUCAGAUAGCAGUUCAGAUUAUGAAAUUGAUGAUCAGGAUGUAAACAAGAUUUUGAUAGUAACACAGACACCACCAUAUAUGAGAAAACAUCCUGGUGAAGGUCAUGCUGGUAACCAUGUAUGUCACGGAAAAAUAACAUCAGAACUUGCUAAAGUUAUUAAUGAUGGCUUAUACUAUUAUGAACAGGAUUUGUGGACAGUGCAGAGUGAAAAUGACACUACAGUAAUGCAAGAGGUUGAGAACUUCAGGAAGCUAAAUCUCGUUUGUAAGGAAGAAUUUGAUAAUCUUACACCAGAACUGAUUGCUGAUCGUUCCCAAGAAUUUCGUCUGGGUUCUUCAGAGUUACAGAUAGGAGAGGAACCAGUUUGUAAUUUGUUCAGUACUGAAGCACUUCCAGCAGCAACAGUGGCUCGGUCACUGCCAACUGUAGUUCCGGAAUCUCCCCGAGUUCACCCCGGUUUCACCCCACGAACACCUCGCACCCCGAGGCUACAGGAUCCCAACAAAACACCCAGGUUCUACCCCGUUGUUAAAGAAGCACAAUCCAUUGAUGUGAAGGCUCCAAGAAAAAGAAAAACACGGCACAGUACAAAUCCUCCCUUAGAAUGCCAUGUCGGUUGGGUGAUGGAUUCCAGAGACCACAGGCCAAGAACUUCCUCUGUGAGCAGUUCCAAUGCUUCACUUUCAGAAGGAGCUCCACUUGCAGGAGGUUAUGGUUGUACUCCAAAUUCUCUUCCAAAAUUUCAGCAUCCUUCUCAUGAACUGUUAAAGGAAAAUGGCUUCACACAACAGGUGUACCAUAAGUACCAUCGAAGGUGUCUGACGGAGAGGAAACGGUUGGGAAUUGGCCAGUCCCAGGAAAUGAACACGCUUUUUCGUUUCUGGUCCUUUUUCCUGAGAGAUCACUUCAACAGGAAAAUGUAUGAAGAAUUCAGACAGCUUGCUCUGGACGAUGCAAAAGAACACUACAGGUACGGGUUGGAAUGCUUGUUUCGAUUUUACAGCUAUGGCCUAGAAAAGAAAUUCAGGCGAGACAUAUUCAAGGACUUCCAAGAAGAAACAAAGAGGGACUAUGAAGCUGGUCAGCUUUAUGGACUGGAAAAGUUUUGGGCUUACCUAAAAUAUUCUCAGCACAAGACACCAGCCAUUGACCCCAAGCUGCAAGAAUACCUCAGUAAAUUUAGGAGACUGGAGGACUUCAGAGUGGAUCCUCCGUUUAGUGAAGAAUGUGGCAGGAGGCAGUUUGCUGCAGCAGGUGAGGAUUCGGGUCAUCGCAGACAUCUGGCUCGUUCCUGUAGAACAUUUCCUGUGGCUCAGCCUGCGGUGCUGGAGCACGUUACCAGUGGGAACACUGUGCAAGCACCCAGAGCAGGCCAUCCUACUGCUGCCACGAAAUCAAUAGAAAGUGAUGUACCGGAAAAAUAGACUAAGCCUCGCAACCCUUGAGAAUCAGCUUUUUCAUCGCUCUUUUUAGUUGGAGAUCUCCAAGGUGAGCCCAUCUAGUACAUGAUUAAAAGUGUAUGGGAAGACAAAGGACUGCAUUCUUUUUCGUGGGAUUAAGUUCCAAAACACCCUAGGAGAGUUGUUCUUGGUUUUGGGAUCAUCAGAAAGGUCCUAGGGAAGAUUGAUUGGCUUCAGUAUUGCUUUCCCCAAGCUUUUGUUUACAAAAACUGCAUUCCUUGCAUAUGCAUAAAAAUACUUUGGGGAUGCCUUACAUUUCAGCUCAUGUUCCUUAAAAAAAAAAAAAAAAAAAAAAAGUAUGGUAUAUCCAUCUUACUGACUGCGCUUUCUUUGUCCCUUUGUUUGUAUUUUACCAAAGCAAAAAAAUUACAGUAUUCAUAUAAUUUUAAAUGUAAAGAAAGAUCUAUGUGAUUGGUUUGCUUUUGAAUCUGUAACUAUAAAGGUAUGCUUUGUGUGAAAGUGCACUCAAGAAUGUGCAGCUAUAUAUGAUACAGCACUGCUGGACUCUAUUUAAAGACAUAGUUUCUAUUUUUUUCGGGGUCUCCAUAGUUAGUAUUAAGUAUGGAGUUGAGUGGACAUAACUGGGAUAGCUUUGCAGAUACUUCUUUCAAUACUGAUUCUUAAAAAGCCACAGUAAAAUACAGGGAAAAAUGGAUCUGUUGAUUCAGCGUCUUAAAUUGACACCUAGCAUCUGCAGUUGGUGCUGGUCAUUCAAGUAGCUUCAGCUGAAUUCUCAUAUGAUGAUCACAGAAUCACACUAAAGCACUCUAACAUGAGAGGCAUCCUUUUUUUUUUUUUUUUAAGAUUUUUUUUCCUCUGUAUUUCAAGGAAUAAAAAUUAGUUUGGAAGGAAACAAAGUAUUCCUUGUAAACUUUUUUUUUUUUUUUUCUUAAUUUUACAAUAUUUGAAUGAAGGUCUGCUUAAAUUGUGCUCACUAAGGUAAGAUAAUUUCACACAGGUCUAAGCACAAUUUCACUGAACGUAAGUUAUUGAAAUAUAUGUUCAUUUCUGUAGCUAAAAUAUGUUUAUAUCAUGCAAUUUCUUUUACUUUCAUUACUUUCGUUUAAAAAACACUGCACAAACUGAGUGGGUCACUUACUUCUUCCAAGGGAAAAUGAGAAGAAUUUCAGCUUUCUAACCAGUUAGCUACAGAAGAGCCCUCUGUUGAGAAAUACAUCUAGCACAAAUGCCUUAACCCAUGAAGUUGUCCAAACAGAAUGACCAUCCAAAGUCAGAGUGUCAAACUGCUGUCAGCUCUUAGAAAUUGUCAUAGUAAGUCUAUUAUUAUUUUUUCAUUGUCUUGUGAAACUCAAUGAAUUAUGCAUUGUAAAUGAGUACAUGAGCAGUGGCCUUCCCAGCAGCUAAAAGAGUUACAGUACAAAAUAGAACAGGCCCCCUGUAAAAGGCUCUAAGUGAAAAUUAACAACUAAUUUAAGCAGCAUCCUUUCCAUAAGCUGAAGUGACACAUCUCAACCCUGUGUUUGAUCCAUGACUCUUGCUAUUCAGGAAAAUGAUGCAAAUGUAAAUUUGAAUUGAAUUUGUAUAUACAAGUAAAAGAUUAAAAAUAUUUCACUUUUUUUUUCAUUGGAAAAUGUGCAGACUAAGCUUAUGGUGUGUAAUUUUGUGAUAUCUUGCCAAAUUUUAUAAAAACAACCCAGAAAACCCUCCAAUAAUGUUGUAUUACAAGCUUUGUUGUUACUGUUCCAAAAGCAUGAAGAAAACACUUGCAUGGAGUCUAAGGCUGUAGGUUUGCCUCUGCUGGUUCUUAAAAUGCAAGCCAGCUUUUUUUCAAGUUUUGUGAUGACUUCUCACAUGCCCGAGUGCUUUUUUCGAAGAAAAAAUGACAGGUGAGUAGAAAAUAUGGCUGAAGCUAAGGGGAGGGAAUACUUUACCUCUUACAGCUUUGUUUAUAGUGUGGCCCUUUAUUUUGGCAGAUGCAGGGGACACAGGUCUGGCUUAUAGCUUUGCCUUCCUUCAGGAACGCCCCCUUUGUUGUCCAAGAGACUCAGACCUUCCUUCCCUCCUUGGUUCCCUGUCAGAGUGGUAGAAAGAAUGACAGCUCCACUGCUGUGCUGUUCACAUGCUGAGAUGAGAACACAAAGAUCAAAGGUUAGAACAAAGCCCCAGGACUACUGGUUAAGCAGUUUGUUCCUCUGUAGGGUUCAAAGUUGUUAAUUACCUUUCUGUAACCGGCAUUCCUGUUGUGGAGCCAUAUAUUUAUCUUUGAGCAGGCAUGUAUAUGUACAGCAUCCUUUCUGCUGCCUUCUACAUCCAUUUAAGGUAACCUUCAAUUCAUUCAUCUUAAGACUGUAUCCUAACAGGUUUUUACUAAGUACUUAUCAAGUUUUUGACUUUUCACAUGUCUAAAAGCUCUUGUGUGCUUAAUGAUAGAAUGCCUUCUUCUAGAGACGUUUCUCAGCAAAUACUUCAAAACUAUACUAUGCUAAAAGCUCAUUCAUUAAGGUUUUCCUUCGGUCUUGCUCAGAAGGCUUUGUAGGGAAAGAAAGAAAACUGUUGUUCCUUAUGGAGAGCAGAUAUUUUCCAACAAUGAGAAGCAGUAGCCUGUCUGCAUGACAGACUCUUCUGGAGUUUAGCAGGGAUUUGGGUGUCUGUGGGAUAAAUGAGCAGAAAGCAGCUCGUACUCACAGCAGCCUGUGCUCUGUGUGCACUGGAAUCAGGCAUCCUGUGCUGAGGUGAAAAACCACCCUUUUGCAACUCCAGACUGAGGAAGAGACUUAACUGUUGGCUGAUGUUCUUUUGCUGAGAAAUCUCAAUGCUACGCUGGGCUAUGCCUGUAAUCUUAAAGCUUUCCUCUCUGCUUUCCUUAUCCUAGAGUUUUGGAGGGGAAAAAGGCAGUGCCCUUUGCUUCAACUUCUGCAAACUCCACUAGAAAUGCAGCAAACAAACCCCCAAAAUCUAACCUAGUCAUGGGAUUUAUGUAGAAAAUCAGCUUUUAACUUGUCUGAGGUGGCAUUAUUAUGUGCCCAGAUGACAUGAGACUUCAGCUACAAUGCCACUAUGAUAGAAAAUUCUGAAGAAAUUUAAGCAUCUAGUUUAGCUGUUUUAAGGCAACGCUUUGGAUUAAUACCUUCAAAGCUCAUCAGUCGUGGUUUCUUUCCAGUAAAAAGUGAUGCCUUCAACUACAUAAAAUGAAAUGACAGCCUUCACGCUCCCAUAAAAUCAGGGCCCAAGUCAGGCAGCAGAAAUGUGUUUUUACUCCAGGAUGCUCAUGGACAAUGACAAAUCCAGACCUGCCUCCACAACUUCUCACAUCCAGAGAGUUUUAUUCUUAGGUGUUUACAUAGUAUGCUUGUAGGCUUUACCCAGUUACCUAGAAAUUGUGACAGCUCAGUAAAGUAUCAUCGUCACAGAAAACAGUUUGUAACCAGAAUGGGGAUAAUUAGGUUUUUUUUUUUCAUUAAUUUUGUAAGAAGGCUGUUCUGCCAGACUGGAACUGUGAAACACAGCAAAGUUGCAAACUUCUGGUACAGCAAAGUGCAUAGAAACGCAGGCAACUCCACAGAGGGGAAUGCUCCUGGGUUGGGUGCACUGGGUGUAUUUUUCUCAUUAAAAAUACUUCACCUACAUUUGAACUAACCUGGGUGGAUAUACCUGUUCAUAUUGAAUUAAGUUUUCUAUAUUUAAGCCCUCAAGGCCAAAAUGAUAUGAUUACUAGGACUAAAUUGCCAAACUGACAACUGCAAAUGCAUCGUUCCAUCCAUGGCUGAGAAAGCAAUCACUGGUUGAGCUUUUUUUCCCCCCACAACCUAUUCUUUAAACCAUAACAUGGAAAUUGGAGGGAGCUAAGACUGCAAGAAGCAAACUAAGGACUUCAUCACAAACAUACUCUAUGCUUAGUAAGGCAAUUUCUAGAACACUUUGUUUCUGUAUUAGACAGUCAGUUAUGCUUCAUGAAAAACUACACAGCUUUGAUCCUAAAACACCAGCAAAAAAAUCAACAUCCAUGAAGCAGGAAUAAAACACAGGAAGAAAAUUAUUGUUCGAAAAGUAGAACUUCGAAUAUAUUUUGUUCUAUUACACACAGCAAUGCAUGUUUCAGGGUAGGGGGAAAGCUACCAGGUCCAGUUUAACUAUUUCUUGACCUUUUCACCAAAGAGGCUGAAGCUGAUCUGAUUUCACAGGGAAAGAAAAAAAGCAAAAACAAGAGCAGAAAAAUAGCUUACAUUGUGAUGGUUUAUGACAGCUAUUUAAAGUGUAGCAAAACAAGAAGCAAUUUAAGAGAGCACCAAACUGCAAAUCUUAACCAAGAAACAGCAGAUCUGUGUCAAUAAAAAGAUAAGAACAUGUACAAGCAUGCAGAAGGUCAGUUCCAUAAUCUCCAGUGAAAAUUUGCCAUGUUCAAGAUUAAGUAAAAAUGUUUGUUUAAAAAAAAAAAAUAAAAAAAAAUCAAGAUUUAAAAAUACAUUUCCUACCAUCAAAACAAAAACUUGGGAAGUGGUGUACAAAUAGGCCAGAAACAUUUUAACAAAUGACUGCUUCUAACCCAGAGUAACACUAACUCUAGCCCAAGAAAAGAAGUGAUGGCAAACCGGAAAUGUAUUUUGCUUCUACUGAAGAUGAGACCAGCCCCUUACGUUGCCGAAACAAAAAUUCUGUCAAUAUCAACCCGUCAUUUUUAUUAGUUUAACAGUGAAUUUUUACCAAGUGACUGCUACAACUACUACAAGGAUGAGUGUCUCCAAAAAAGUUAUGAUACUGAUUUCACUGAAGCUUCCAAGGAUGUGAUGUUCUGAACUCUGAGUGCCUACUGUAUGCAUUGACUUCCUGUUAAAAUGAAGAAUAUGGUGUGUUCUAAA